AUGACCGUCGUGUUUGCCGUGGCUGCUGGUCUUCUGGUGCUAUUGUACAUUUGUACAAGGACCAACGGGAAAUUGGGUGUGAGAAAAGGGGAGAAGCCUCUUCUAAAACUGCCCCUCAUCGGCGACCUGCAUGACUCGCCCAUCGACAAGCCGUUGGCCAAUUGGGACGCCUGGGCAGAACAUAAUGGCGCUAUUGUGUUGGGCAGACUUUUUGGAAUUGUGCCCAUCGUCGUUCUCAACUCGGCUGAGGCCGUCAGUGAACUCUUUAGCCGGCGCAGUCGAUGGUAUAGCAACCGGCCAGCCUCGGUGACAAUGGAGAUGAUCACGGGCGCGGAGCCAGGCCAGUCACGAUUCACCCUGAUGCACGACUACGAUGAUCAUCUCAAGUUGCACCACCGCAUGCUUGCCCCAAGCUUGGGUGCUGUGGCGGCCCCGCAGUAUCAGCCACUGAUGGAAUUAGAGUCGAAGCAGCUGCUAUUCGAUCUCUUAGAUUUGACUGGGCGAGCCUCCGGCGGUACUACAGUAAGCAUGAACACUGUUUACCCCUUUCUAGAGCGUACCCAGUCCAGUAUCAUCUUAGCAUUGCAUUAUGGAUUACGUAUCACACGGCCCGAGGAGCCCAUUCUGCACGAGAUUGUCGACAUUCAAGCCACUGUGACACAUCUCGCCGCUAACCCUGCUUUGCCCGACCUGGUCCCCGUCCUCCGCCACCUGCCGGUCUGGAUGUCCCCGUGGAAGAGAUUUGCCAACCGGCUCUACGCCAGGCAGGUUGACCUGUAUAUGCGUCUAUUCCACCACGGCCGCCACGUACGGGGAUGGAACGCCACAAAGCAGGGGCUAUCAACCGCCAACAAAUACGCUCCGAAAGAAAGCCCGGUGUCCGAUCUCGAUCUUGCCUUCACCCUGGCCACAUCAGUCCAAGGCGGCAUGGAGAUUUUACCGCGCCAGAUGCUGUGGCUGUUCAUCGCCGCGUCCCACCGUCCAGCCGUUUUCGCCCAGGCGCGUGCGGUCCUCGAUACGGUCGUUGGACGCGACCGUCUCCCACGAUUCUCAGACCGCCCCCACCUAGCUCUAAUCGACGCCAUCGUGCACGAACUGCUUCGCUGGCGGCCCAUUGCGCCGGGCUCGAUCCCCCGCAGGGCGGACCGCAAUGACGAUUAUCAGGGUGUCACGAUCAAAAAGAACGUCGCAAUCAUGGCCAACGCCUGGGCGAUCGGUCGAGAUGAGGUGGUGUUUGACCCGGCCCUGGGCGAUGUGCAGGAUUUUAUCCCUGAACGAUGGCUGCGCUCGGACCCAGGCGGGGAGACAAGACUCCAUGCCGACCUUCCUCUGCCGGUCUUCGGGCAGGGUCGGCGAAUGUGCCAGGGGAAACGAGUUGCCACCGACGGGGCUUUCAUGCAGGUGGCUCACUUGCUCUGGGCGUAUGAGAUUGGGGACACUGCGGACAUCACGGUAGAUCCGUGGAAUAUGACCGUAGUUGGAUUCAUGACGAUGCCGACGGAGUGUAAAUUUCACCUCCGCCCUCGGGGUCAUUGGGUGGUGGAGGUGAUCGAGAGGGAAUGGGCUGUGGCCGAUAAAAGUCUAGACAGGGUUAUGGGAAGCGCGCAUGACGUGGAGAAGUAGAGCGUUCCUGUUUCUUUAUAUGCUCUGCUCGACCGCAUCGGGGCGCCCCGUAGUAUAUCAUCUGCCUAUGAUGGCUCGGUUCAUGAGGCAACCAUUGUGACCACUGAGACAAUGCAAUCAGUCAACAUGCCGUCUGAUCUGCACAGUUAUCUCGCACAGAU
Molecule: messenger RNA, 1784 nt
Organism: Aspergillus campestris IBT 28561
Lineage: Eukaryota; Fungi; Ascomycota; Eurotiomycetes; Eurotiales; Aspergillaceae
Product: cytochrome P450
Exons: 1
Coding region: 1-1623 (540 amino acids)
Molecular function (GO): heme binding; oxidoreductase activity, acting on paired donors, with incorporation or reduction of molecular oxygen; monooxygenase activity
Source: RefSeq, a predicted model, not a curated record